This is a messenger RNA of Xylona heveae TC161, 3783 nucleotides long. Its product is annotated as ribosome biogenesis protein BMS1. The transcript has 5 exons. The coding region runs from base 81 to 3713 and encodes 1210 amino acids. Lineage: Eukaryota; Fungi; Ascomycota; Xylonomycetes; Xylonales; Xylonaceae. Gene Ontology annotation, cellular component: nucleus; 90S preribosome. The record is from RefSeq and is a predicted model, not a curated record. Gene Ontology annotation, molecular function: GTP binding; U3 snoRNA binding; GTPase activity. Gene Ontology annotation, biological process: ribosome biogenesis; maturation of SSU-rRNA from tricistronic rRNA transcript (SSU-rRNA, 5.8S rRNA, LSU-rRNA); endonucleolytic cleavage of tricistronic rRNA transcript (SSU-rRNA, 5.8S rRNA, LSU-rRNA).
UCGCUGUGCACGAGACCUGUAUAGGUGAACAACGCCGCUCAAGGGGAAGAAGAAGCAGAAGCGCUGCUCCACCCGCAAUCAUGGAGGACCAGGCGAAUCGUCCUCAUCGCAAGUCCAAAUCCAAGGACAAGAAGCAGCCUCAACAGUCUGGGCAACAAAACCCAAAGGCCUUUGCCUAUGCCAACCCCGGAAAGCUACAGAAGCAGGCUGCUCGAUCUCAUGAUGUCAAAGAGAAGAAGCUUCACGUCCCGCUCGUGGACCGUCUCCCGGAGGAGGCACCACCCAUUGUCGUUGCUGUUGUCGGACCAUCGGGGGUUGGCAAGUCUACGUUGAUCAAGUCUCUGAUCAAGCGCUACACGAAGCACACCCUCUCGACACCCACCGGCCCGCUCACCGUUGUGACUUCGAAGCGGCGACGAUUGACAUUCAUAGAAUGCCCUGCCGACUCGCUCGCUGCCAUGAUUGACAUCUCCAAGAUUUGCGACAUUGUUCUUCUCAUGAUUGAUGGCAACUUUGGAUUUGAAAUGGAGACUAUGGAGUUUCUCAACGUGCUAUCGUCAAGUGGUAUGCCGGGUAAUGUGUUUGGUAUCUUGACGCAUCUCGACUUGUUCAAGAAGCAGAGCACUCUGGCCGCUGCGAAGAAGCGCCUCAAGCAUCGUUUCUGGAGCGAACUUUACCAGGGCGCUAAGCUCUUUUACCUUUCUGGUGUCAUCAACGGACGAUAUCCCGAUCGAGAAAUUCACAACUUAUCCCGGUUCAUCUCCGUCAUGAAGAAUCCUCGACCACUCAUUUGGCGAAACUCACAUCCUUACUGUCUCGCAGACCGCUUCCUGGACGUCACGCCGCCCACCGCCAUGGAGGAGAACCCGAAAUGUGACAGAACAAUUGCGCUCUACGGAUACUUGCGAGGAACAAAUUUCCCGGCUCAGGGCGCGAGGGUGCAUGUUCCCGGUGUUGGCGACCUGAGUGUUGGGUCGAUUGAAGCGCUGCCGGACCCCUGCCCCACGCCGUUUAUGGAUCAGGCAGUCGCAAAGGCCACUGGCAAGGGUGGCAGACGCAAAUUGGGAGAGAAGCAGAAGCUUCUUUUUGCACCCAUGUCAGACGUCGGUGGUGUACUUGUAGACAAGGACGCGGUUUACAUUGACGUCAAAACUUCCAACUUUGAGAAGGAUGCCGAGGAAGACGAAGGCAACCGAGGCUUUGGAGAGCAAAUGGUUGUGGAUCUACAGGGAGAGAGGAAAUUGCUUGGAGAAGCCGACACUGGGAUUCGAUUGUUCGGCAAUGGUCAAUCCAUGAGCAAAGCCGAAGUUGCCGAGGAAGACGACACUGGGCGUAAAAAGCAACGAACUGCCCGGCUUGCGGCGCGGGAUGAGGGUGAUGAGAAUAUGGAUGAUUUCGAUGAAGAUGAAGAAGACGAGGAUGAAGGAUUCGUGAGUGGCGGCAACGAGGAUGAAUAUGAAGACGACAACGGAUACAUUGAGAGUGAAGGCGUUCCAUCUGGCCGAUUAGGGCGCAGCUUCCGCUCUGAUGCGGAGGAAGACACAAAUGGCGAUGAGAAUGAGGUUGCAUUCGCGGACAGUGAUUCAGAUCUCGGUUCAGUAUCUUCCAUCGAGGAUCAAGAGCUUGACGAUGAGGAAGACUAUGAUGAUGAGGAAGAUGAAGAAGAUACGGGUGACCUCCGCUGGAAGGAGAACCUCGCUGAGAAUGCAAAGAAACUUCAUCGCACCAAACCUCGGUUCCGCACCACAGACCUUGUGCGCAUGAUGUAUGACGACUCGCUCACACCGGCCGAAGUGCUCCGUCGAUGGAGCGGUGCCGACGCUGACGAGGACGAGGACGCUUCGCAAGACGAAGACGAUGACGACUUCUUCAAGAAGGCAGACAACUCUGGCGAGGGCGAGUCGCUCGAGGACCGCGCCGUGCCCAAGUACGACUACGACGCACUUCAAGAGAAAUGGAGCAACGCGGAGAACAUUGAGGCAUUGCGCCGGCGCUUUGCUUCAGCCGACUUGCUCAAAGAAAAGCGUGCGCGGGGUGGAAGCGAUUACGAGGAUGACGAGGAUGAGGACGAAGACGGUGAAGGUUUCUCCGGACUGAGUGACGAGGACGACGAUGAGGGUGAUGGAGAAUUCGAAGAUCUGGAAACCGGCGAAGUCCACAAAACAACUCCAAAUGAAGACGAUGGUGACGAUGCGUCCGAGGGUUCCCCCACGGGCGGCGAAGCCGAGUCCCUUGAAGCUGAACGAGAGCGCAAUGCUCGGCGCAAAGAGGAGCUCCGGCUGCGCUUUGAAGAAGAAGACCGCGAGGGCUUUGCCAACGACAAGGCGGACGAGCGACGCGGUGGUGGCGAUGGCGACGAGUUCGGCGAAGACGAAUGGUACGACGCGCAAAAGGCCAAAAUCCAAAAACAGCUGGACGUGAACCGCGCCGAAUUCGAGCAACUCGACCCCCACUCUCGCGUUCGCGCCGAAGGUUACCGAGCAGGCACAUAUGCGCGGAUCGUGCUCGAGCAAGUCCCCUGCGAAUUCUCCAACAACUUCAACCCGCGCAUACCUCUCAUCAUUGGCGGCCUGACCCCGACCGAAGACCGAUUUGGCUUCGUCCAGAUCCGCAUCAAGCGGCACCGAUGGCACAAGAAGAUUCUCAAGAGCGGCGACCCGUUGAUCUUCUCUCUGGGAUGGCGCCGCUUCCAAACUCUCCCCAUCUACAGCAUCUCCGACUCGCGCACGCGCAACCGCAUGCUCAAGUAUACUCCAGAGCACAUGCAUUGUUUUGGAACCUUUUACGGUCCUCUGAUCGCCCCCAACACGGGUUUCACAUGCGUGCAGUCCUUCUCGAAUAAAAAUCCCGGAUUCCGCAUUGCCGCUACAGGUGUCGUCCUAAGCGUCGACGAGAACACGGAAAUCGUCAAGAAACUCAAACUCACCGGUCACCCGUACAAGAUCUACCGCAACACCGCCUUCAUCAAAGACAUGUUUAGUACCGCACUUGAAAUCGCCAAAUUCGAAGGCGCAAGCAUCCGCACAGUCUCCGGCGUGCGAGGCCAGAUCAAGCGCGCCCUCAGCAAACCAGAGGGUAACUUCCGCGCGACUUUUGAAGACAAGAUUCUCAUGAGCGACAUUGUCUUCCUCCGCGCCUGGUACCCCGUGCGUCCGCACCGCUUCUAUAACCCCGUCACGAACCUCCUCGACACCGCCGUCUCGUCCCGCGACCAAAAGGAUGACGGCGAAGGAUGGAAAGGCAUGCGCUUGACUGGCCAGGUCCGUCGUGAUGAAGGCAUCGAGACGCCCUUGGAGAAGAACUCGGCGUAUAGACCCAUCGAGCGUCAAGCCCGCCACUUCAACCCGCUCCGCGUCCCUCGCCAACUCGCCGCCGACUUGCCAUUCAAGUCGCAAAUCGCCCAAAUGGCGCCCCAGAAGAAAGACACCUACCUCCAGAAACGCGCCGUCGUGCUCGGCGGCGAAGAGAAACGCGCCCGCGACCUCAUGCAGAAACUCAUGACCCUGCGCAACGACAAGAUUGCCAAGCGCCAUGCCGCGCAGGAGGAGCGCAGAAAGGUAUACCGCAAAAAGGUCGCAGAGAAUGAGGAAAAGCGCGGCGAGCGCGAAAAGCGUGAACGAGACGAUUACUGGCGCAAAGAAGGCAAAAAGAGACGCCAUCAGGCUGGUGGAGAGGAUGGUGGCGGCGGCGGUGGUGGAAAGAGGAGAAAGUGAGGCGGUGCCGGAAAAAGCGAGUAGCACUAUUGGCGUUUUUUUUUUGUUUUUUUUUUUGUAUUUUUUUUUU